AUGGCCGCUGUGACGCAGAACACGCCGCCGCAGGCGCCUCCGCUGUUCAACCACACCCCCGAGUCCAUCGCCAGCGUCGCCGAGGACCUCGCCGUACGUGCCAAGGCCAUCAUUGACAAGGUCGUGGCAAGCACCACCGUCGAGAACGCCACAUUUGAGAAUACGUUCAAGCCUCUUCUCCUGCAGGACAACAUCACCGACCCCAUUGGCGGCGUCAUCUGCUUCUACCACUAUGUCAGCACAGACGCCGCCCUCCGAGAGGCCUCUGUCAAGGCCGAGGAGAAGCUGUCCGAGCUUGGUGUCGAGCUUCGCAUGCGCGAGGACAUCUUUCAGCGCGUCAAUACUGUGUACCAGAACCGCGAGACUGCUGGUCUGGACCCCGAGGCUCUGCACAUUGUGGAGACUGAGCAUAAGCGGUACAGCAACAAUGGUCUUUUGCUCCCAGCCGGCGCCGCGCGCGACCGCUUCAAGGAAAUCCAACUGGAACUCAACCGGACGACGAUUGAGGCCAGGAACAACGCCAAUAGCGAGAUGGGCGGUAUUUUCUUUACCCCUGAAGAGCUCGCGGGCGUUCCUGAGACAGCUGUCAACGUCUCUGAGCUUGAAAAGGGCACUGGUGAGAAUGAAGGCAAGUUCAAGGUUGGUUUCAAGCCCGACAUUAGCAUUCCGCUGAUGGAGCAUGCCACCCGGCCGGAAACCCGCCGCGAUUACCUCAUUGCCAAGGAAAACAAGCUUAACAUCAACACCCCUCUCUUCAAAAAGAUCCUUCUUCUACGAGACGAGGCUGCGAGACUUAUUGGAUACAAGGAUCACGCUGCGCUCAAAAUCUCCGAGAAAAUGGCAAAGACACCGGAAACUGUCAACACGUUCCUAGCAGAUAUGCGAGUUCGUGCCGGCGCUGGGGUGAAGAAUGACAUUGCUCAACUCCUCAAACACAAGAAGGCUGAGCACGAAGCACGUGGCCUUGAAUUUGACGGUGAGCUGUACCUUUGGGACGUCAAUUACUACGAGCGCAUCCAAAAAGAAAAGGAAUACAGUGUGGACGAGCAGGCCAUCUCGGAAUACUUUGCGUUGUGGCCCACCUUUAACGGCAUGCUCAGCAUUUUCCAGAAGCUCUUUGGCCUACGCUUCGAGGAGCUCGACGAGGCUGCCCGCACCAAGCUGAGCGCGACCGGCAACGCCAAAGAUCUUACAUGGCACGAGGACGUCAACCUGUAUGCCGUCUACGACGCCGACUCGACGUUUAUGGGCUACCUGUACCUGGACAUGCACCCACGAGACCACAAGUACAGUCACUACGCCAACUUUGGCAUUGGCCCCGGCUCGACGGACAACAGCGACGGGCGCCACCAGCCCUUCACGACGCUCGUGUGCAACUUUCCCAAGCCGACCAAAGAGAAGCCCGCGCUGCUGCAGCACAGCGACGUGGUGACGCUGUUCCACGAGCUGGGCCAUGGCAUCCACAACCUCGUCUCCAAGACCAACUAUACCUGGACGCACGGCACACACGUCUCGCGCGACUUUGUCGAGGCCCCGUCGCAGAUGCUGGAGCACUGGUGCUGGGUGCCGCACGUCCUGAAGGAGCUGUCCUCACACUGGGAAACCAAGAAACCCAUCUCGGACGACCUCAUUGCCAACCUCAUCAAGACCAAGAACGUCAACGGCUCCAUAUUCAACCUGCGGCAGCUCGUCUACAGCACGUUUGACAUGGUCAUUCACGGGCCCGAGUCCCGCGAGGCCCUUGAGGCCAUGGAUAUCCCCAAGGUGUGGAACGAGCGUCGCGCGGAGGUGUCGGGUAUCAAAGGCCCCGAGUCGACUGGAUACGGCCCGCACUGGGGCGAGGGCUUCAACAACGUGGGCCACUACAUUGGUGCAUACGACGCCGGGUACUAUGGCUACAUGUACUCCGAGGUCUUCUCGGCCGACAUGUACUAUACCUCCUUCAAGGCCGACCCUCUCAACUCGGAGCAAGGCCGCCGCUACCGCCACAUUAUUCUGGAGCGGGGCGGCAGCAGGCCUGAGAUGGACCUGCUCAAGGAGUUCCUGGGCCGUGAGCCCAACUCGGAUGCCUUUUUCAAGGACUUGGGUCUGGCAUGA
Molecule: messenger RNA, 2097 nt
Organism: Akanthomyces muscarius
Lineage: Eukaryota; Fungi; Ascomycota; Sordariomycetes; Hypocreales; Cordycipitaceae
Exons: 3
Coding region: 1-2097 (698 amino acids)
Biological process (GO): proteolysis; peptide metabolic process
Cellular component (GO): mitochondrial intermembrane space
Molecular function (GO): metalloendopeptidase activity
Source: RefSeq, a predicted model, not a curated record